This is a messenger RNA of Durusdinium trenchii, 1013 nucleotides long. Lineage: Eukaryota; Dinophyceae; Suessiales; Symbiodiniaceae. The record is from the annotation of a GenBank genome assembly.
CAGUCAGCUUCUUUUGGACUGUCUCUCGUUUGUGCAGAUGGAUAACGCACCUGACAAAGAGGCGCUGCCAGAGGCAUGCCGAAUGAGAUGGAAGAAGGCUCGUGGUUAUCCAAUGUCGGACGAAGCAAGGCAUAGCCUGGCCGUCCGCUUGGAUGGAAUACUGCUGGAGCCUGCCGACAUUUCGAUUUGGGACGAGGGUCCCGAAAAUGGCUCCGUACCACUCGAGUUUCUCUUCCCAGGCGCGCCGGACUGCGAUGGCCAGCGCUUGGGUGAGGCCUUGGGAGAGGUGGUGCAAGAACGGCUUCAGGAGGAACAGAGAGCCGAGUUUCGAUGGCAGCUGAAACAGCGCCAGGAGUCUUCGUUGCGGAGGCGGAAGGCGAACGCCGCGGAGGAGGGUGACACAUCUGAGGAGAAGUGGCGAAGCUACUUGCAAAAGCCGGCUGCAGAGGUGACACUGAAAGUCCAUUCCGUGUUUGAUGCAGGGACACGGAUGAGAAAAGUAUUGGGAUGCCGUGUAUCAAUGUCUCCAGAAGCCGCCCAUGGACUUGGGAAGAUUUGUUUUCGACAUGUCUUCGAAAGUGAGGAGGAGGAGAGAGAGAGGCUUCAAAAGCUCAAGUGGUACGAGGAUCCUUUCUUAUCGUGUUUCUAUGGCUGUUCUUGCGUGAUCAUUGUGGUGGUCACACUCUGGCUGUGUAUGCUGCUGCCAGCAGUGAUUCGGCAACUGUGACGCUCGUUUGUCAUUUCAUUUUUUGGUAAAUGACUCGAUCUUUUACCCAGAAAAUGCCAUAGCCAUAGUGGACAAAACGUCAAGGCAUGUAAAGACAGUCGUGCUUGAAAUUUGGUUUAGCAGGACUCGAGUUCCUGGAAUGCUUUAGGAAUUUUCGGAGCCAGGCCAGCAGUUGGUGUCCAAGCCAGAGUCAGAGGCUAUUUGGCUGUAUGCAUCCGUUCCAUUUCCAUGAAUGUCCAAUGUGAUUCCAUCACUUUGGCCUUGCCACAUCUUGAGCAGUGUCGAU